Molecule: messenger RNA, 1341 nt
Organism: Clonostachys rhizophaga
Lineage: Eukaryota; Fungi; Ascomycota; Sordariomycetes; Hypocreales; Bionectriaceae
Source: the annotation of a GenBank genome assembly
AUGGGAGCUCCAACUCGCCCCUGUGCCGUCGUCGUGGGCGGCGGGCCCAUUGGUCUGACGGCCGCGCACAUCUUCAGCCAGGCCGGCAUUGACUUUGUCGUCCUGGAGGCCCGGGACACGGUCCUGCCCGAGGUUGGCGCCAGCAUGAACCUCUACCCGGGGACGAUGCGGGUUCUUCACCAGCUGGGGCUCGGCGAGGCGGCCGAGGCUGUGUCGGCGAAGAUUGUGAGGGCUUUUUUUGUGGAUUGGGAUGGGCAGCUGUAUAAGAAGGGUCAUCCGGGCCCUGUGUUUGAUGAGAUACAUGGCUGUCACCCUCUGGCAUUCCACCGCCUCGACGUGCUGCGUGUCCUGUAUGACAAUCUCAAGCCAGCUGACCAGAAACGCGUCUUGACAAACAAGCAGGUGGUCGACAUCCAGACAACGUCAGAGGGUGUCACCGCCCUCUGCGCCGACGGCAGCACAUACGAGGGCACCUUUGUCCUUGGCGUGGACGGCGUAAAUGGUAAGACGCGAGACUUCAUGCGGGCGCUCGCUCUCCAGCAGUCGCCAGACGCCCGCGUCAAUCCCGAGAAGCCCUUCACUGCGUACUACCGCGUCAUGUUUGGCACCAUCCCGAUCCCGCCUGGGAUGGGCGUUGGGGAGAACCACGACUGUCACGGCGCAAAGUACUCGACCAUGCUGAUCACCGGCAGCCAGGGGCGCGCGUGGUUCUUCCUCUACGAGGAGCUGGACACGCCGACGCAGGAGCGCGUGCGGUACACCGACGAGGACAUGGAGGACCUCGCGGCGAGGUGCAAGGACAUGCACAUCAGCCAGGAGCUGACCUUUGGCGACAUCUGGCCGACGGUCGUCAAGGCCGGCAUGACCAACCUCGACGAGGGCAUGCUGGAGCACUGGAGCGGGGAUCGCAUCGUGGUGGCAGGGGACGCAGCACACAAAAUCACACCCAACAUCGGAUGGGGUUACUUUGCAGGCGUGCAAGACGUUAUCGCGCUCACCAACCUGCUGCAAGCGAGCCUGUCGCAGCGCGAGGAGGGCACCCUCACCGGUGAGGAGCUGGCCAAGAUCUUCACGCAAUACGAGGCCACCAGGAAGCCCGAGAUGGCGACGGUGCUGAACCUGUCUGCGUCGGCGACCCGUCAAUCGGCGUGGCCCAGGACGUGGAGCGGGCUGUUCUACCGGUUCAUGGAGUGGGUGUCGACGGUGCCCGGGUUCGAGUACUUCACCAUCAAGUACAUUGCCUCGCCGGUGCAGAGCAACGCGCUGGUCCUGAAUUUCCUGUCCUGCGAGGAGCCGUAUCACGGGCUGGUGCCGUGGAAGUACCCGACGACGAGGGCGUAG